AGAAUAAAGCACACAGCGGAUCCCGCCGGUUGACCGUCCGAUGCCAGCAGCCUGCGCUCUUUAGGCGGGGGUGUGUUUCAGUCUGUGUGUGUGUUUGUGCCGCUUUUAUGACUCUCGUGUGUUCGUGUUUAAGCCGCAGGAACCGCACAGAUGAUGGAAGACGAGGAGCGACAGAGAAAACUACAGGCCGGCAAAGCCAAGCUGGCCGAGUACCGACAGAGGAAAGCUCAAUCUGAUGGACAGAAGAAGAAGAAGAAAAAGAGGAAGCCGGAGCUGGAGCCAACUGAGGGAGAGUCUGCGAAUACGGUGUUUUCUGUCUCCAAAACUCUGCGCAGUGGAGAAACCGUCACUCAUGACCAGACGUACACCAUCGAGCCGGAGAGUGAAGUGUCCACCACCGCUGAGGACUGCUCAUCUGAGGUGAAUGGUUUCCAUCAGCGGAGUGACUGUGACCCUGCGUCCUCACUGAUCGGGGAGGAAGAUCUGCAUCCGUCUGAAACCGAAGCGCAGAUGGAGGCGGAUCUGCAGGGUGGAGGAACACAGAACCGCAUGCAGAUCAUGGAGGACGAGCUGGAGGCCAAAAACAUGGCCAUGGAGGAGCUGAGCCGCGAGCUGGAGGACAUCAGGAGCACUUUCGGGACGGAAGGAGUGCAGCAGCUGCAGGAUUUCGAGGAGGCGCUGAAACAGAGGGAUGAAAUCAUCACGCAGCUCACCUCAAACCUCCAGCAGGCCAGAACCGAGAAAGAGGAGGUGAUGAGAGAGUUUCUGGAGCUCACAGAGCAAAGCCAGAAACUCCAGAUCCAGUUCCAGCAGCUCCAGGCCGGUGAGAUCCUCCGGAGCUCCAACAUCAGCUCCACGGCUGCAGAUCUCCUCCAGGCCCGAACGCAGAUCACACUGUACCAACAGCAGCUAGAGGAGAGAGACGCACAGCUCCGGACGCAGCAGGAGAGCGCGCACACACAGAUCACACUGAACACACAGAUGCAGGAGAGACUGAGCCGGGCCGAGACGGUCCACAUACAAUCUGAACAAUCAUUCACACAGAGCUUACGAGAAAAAGACCUGCUGAAUAUGGAGCACCAGCGUCUGAUCGCAGAACACACACAGACCAUAACACAGCUCCGGGAUCAGCUCCAGACCUCCAAACAGGAGCUGAAUGAAGUGAACGAGCGCCUGUCUGCCAAAACACGAGCGCUGGACAACUGUGAGAAAGAGCUGUCGGCGUCCAGACAGAAGGAGCGCAUGUCGUCUGGAGAAAUCCUGCAGCUGAUGAAGAGCGUGGAGGAUCUGCAGCAGCGGAGCCAUCAGGACAGGCGCUCUGAGACGCUGUCAGAGGAGGACUGGAGCCGCAGGUUGGAGCAGCUGCGGGACGAGCUGGACGAGAUGUACGGUCAGCAGAUCACGCAGAUGAAGCAGGAGCUGCGCCUUCAGCAUGCAGCAGAGAUGCAGCGAAUGCAGGACAUGCAGAACUCAGAAACAGAGAAGAUCAUCCUGCAGCAUCAGGCGGAGCUGGAGCGCUUUAGAGGGCAGCUUUACCAGAGCACCGGAGGAGUCAAUGUGCUGAACGUCAAGAUGAUUGAGCUGCAGCAGAAACUGCAGGAGACGCAGGUGCUGCGGGAGAAAGCGGAGCAGGAGCUGACGGAGCUGCGGGAGGAAAAACUGCAUCUUCUGGAGAAGCUGGAGCGUCUGAACACAGAUCUACAGUCCUCAGAUCAGCUGCGUGCUGCCAUUAGGGACCUGCAGAUGAAGCUGGAUGAAGCGCUGGAGGAGAACACAAGCAUUAAUGCUGAACAUGAGUCUGAAGUCACCAAUUAUAAGAUUAAACUGGACAUGCUGGAGCGGGAGAAAGACGCGGUGCUGGACCGCAUGGCUGAAUCGCAGGAGGCCGAGCUGGAGCGCCUGCGCACACAGCUGCUGUUCAGCCAUGAGGAAGAGCUAACGCGACUCCGAGAAGACCUGCAGAUGGAGAACCAGCUCAACAUAGAAAACCUGCGCGACGAAAUAAACACCAAACACCAGCAGACCAUUCACGAGCUACAGAAUCAGCUGAGCGAUGCGCUAAAAACCAUCCGCGAAAAAGAGUCCGAGCUCCAGCACCAAAUCCAGCGUCUCAGCACAGAGAACACACACCUCCAUCAGGAGAUCGAGAAGCAGAAAAACACCUUCUCCUUCGCCGAGAGGAACUUCGAAGUCAACUAUCAGGAGCUGAAGGAGGAGUACACGUGUCUGGCUAAUGCUAAGCUGCAGCUGGAGGAGCGUUUGCUUAAGGAUAGCAUGCAGGCUAAAGCUAACGGCGCUGUGGAGAAACACAGCACUGAGCUGAUGGAGAAGCUGGAGAAGGAGAACAAGAGUCUCUCAGAGCGGAUUAUUAUUCUGGAGCGAGAGCGCGCCGGGCAGACGCAUCACAUGCACAGCUUCAGAUGUGCGCGCGCGGACGAGACGCACACACACACUCACACACACACCGAUGCGCAGGAUCAUCCGCUCGCUGCUCUGCCGCCGCAGCCGCUGGACAGAGGACAUGUUCAGACUGAUGGAGUGUGUGUGAUGCAGCCGCUGGAGAUGGACGGUGCUGAACACGCCGAGUGUCGUCUGCAGCUGGAGGCUCAGCGCAUCAGCCUGACGCAGAUCCACGCGGCGCAGAUGGAGCUGCUGAGAGAGAGUGUGUGUGUGCAGCUGCGCAGCCGAGAGCAGACACACACUCACACACACACUCAGGAGGAGUCCGGCGCUCGCUCUACAGAUCUGCCGUCUCAGCAGUGUUCAGCUCAGCUGCAUGAGACACACACACAGGAGCUCCACAGGCUGAACACACACUCUCAGACGCUGAUGGAGGAAACACUGCAGCAGAGCCACAGCAUACCAAGCGUCUGCGCACCGCUGAGAGCUGAUCUCCUACAGUGUGUUCAGGAUGAGGAGUGUGUGUCAGAUGCGCAGCGCUGGUCUGAGGUCAGUGAUGGUGUGCAGGAUCAGCAGCGGCGGCUGGAGGAGCACAUCGCGAAGGUGAUCGUGCAGAUGUCGGUGGAGUUCGCGCAGCAGACCGAACAUGCGCGGAUCAGCAAACAGACCCACGAGACGAGCACCGGCAUGCAGACGGAGAGCAGCGCAGAGGAAGAGGAGCACAGGUGGAGGUCUGAGAAGUCUCCAGAUCAGCAAACAGAAGAGAACGCACACCAUGAGGAUGAUGAUGGAGACUUGAGCUCUGCGCUGGUGCAGCAGGAGCAGGAACACACACGCGUGUUGGACGAGCUCAGAAACGCACACACACACCAGCUGGAGAUGCAGCAGGAGCAGAACACACAUCUGAGCGCACAGAUAGACACACUGCAGCAGCGCCUCCUGCAGACAGAGCAGGAGCUGCAGCAGAUGAAGGACAGAGAAGACAACAGAGAGAAACAGCAUCCCUUUCCCAGCAUGCAAAGCUGCAGCACACAGAUAGAGCAGCAGAGAGAGCAUGAGGAGGAGGUCAAAGGUCAUGGGCGGAGUGUGACAUCAUCACAGCCGUCUGGAGAAGAGCCAGAGCUGUCGUCUGAUGACAUCAUCACCGAGAGGGAUGGUCUGCGUUUGGUGAACGCUGGUCUCCGUCGGGUGCUGAUGGAGGUGCUGAAGACCACAGCGGCGGCGGAGCAGACCAUCGGCACUCAUGUGGAGGCCAUACUGGAGGCGUCCAGCAAGGGGCAGCAGAGCGCACACAACACCGAUGCGUCCUCAGAGGGUUUUCUCAGCCGUGAUGUGGCUACAGACCAACUCAGCAUGUUUUCUGCCGAGACUGAGAGCGACGAAGGCCUGGAGACAUCGCUUAAGGCACAGGGGGCGGAGCUUCAGCUGCAAGAGGCGGAGCUACAGCUGGAGAGGGAGGAGUUUCAGACGAGCAUCAGCACACGCCUGCAGAGCGCCGUGGAGAAACUGCUGAUCGCCAUCACUGAGACCAGCACUCAGCUGGAGCAUGCGCGCAUCACGCAGACGGAGCUGUUGAGGGAGAAGUUCAGACACAAUGAGGAGAUGGAGGAGCUGCUGCGCCGUCAGGAGGAGCUGCAGGAGCGAGUGUGUGAAGAGGAGAGAGCCAGAGAACAGCUGGCCCUGGAGCUGCACAGAGCUGAAGGACUGAUCGACGGCUACAGUGAUGAGCGUCGUGCUCUGGAGCAGCAGGUGUGUGAGCGCGCGGAUCUGCAGCUGCAUCUGGAGCAGGAGCUGCAGGUCACCAGCACUCGCCUGCAGGAGCUGGAGCAGGAGAGAUGCAGCCUGCUGGAGCACACAGAGCUGAUGAGCCGACAGCGGGACGCCAUGAGGGACAGCGCUGGAGGAGGCCCAGAGCUGCGACUAGUAGAGGCUGCUCUUGACGCAGCUCCUGAAGCAGACCUGCUGGAGGAGACAGAGAAGCUGCUGCAGGAGAAGGUGGAGGUGCAGCGUCAGGCGCAGAAGCAGAGCUCGGAGCUGCAGGCGCAGGUGAAGCAGCUGGAGGCGCAGCUGGAGGAGCAGCAGAUGCGCUUGCAGGAGCAGCAGGAGCUCCAGCGCAGCCAGGAGGAGGACCUGCAGCAGCAGAUACAGGCGCUGGAGAAGCAGACGGAGAAUCACCGACGCUUCAUCGACGAGCAGGCCGCAGACAGGGAACACGAGAGAGACGUCUUUCAGCAGGAGAUCUUCAACCUUGAGCAGCAGCUGAAGAAUCCCACCAAAACACAGACAGGAAGUGAGCGGCGGGACAGAGAGGUGCAGGAGUUGAGCACGGCGCUGCAGGAGAAGUCAGACCGCUGCAGUGAGCUGCUGCUGAGCUCCGAGCGGCUGCAGAGGGAUGUGAAGGACAGAGAAGAAGAGAUCCAGACGCUCGCCGCACGCGUACACCAGCUGGAACACACACUCAUGCACGGGGUUCAGGAGGUCCAGCAUGUGUCUAUGGCGGGUCGAGUUGACGUCACACUGGAAGCGCAGCUGCAGACUGAAAGAGAGGCGCUCGACAGGAAGGAGAAAGAGAUCGUGAACCUGGAGGAGCAGCUGGAGCAGUUUCGAGAGGAGCUGGAGAACAAGAGCGAGGAGGUGAACCAGCUCAACAUGCAGCUGCAGAUCCAGAGCAAGGAGAUCAGCAGAUACCAGCAGGAGCUGCAGACGCACAACACGCUCACACAGGUUUUGGAGGAGAAGGAAAGGCAGAUAUCUGUCCUAAAUCAGCAGAUCAGUAAACGCCAGCACACGGGAACACACCCUGAACAAGAGGCGGUGGAGCAGAAGGACGAGGCUCUGGGCGAGAUGGAAGCGCUGGUGGAGUGUCUGAAGAGUGAACAGCAACGUCUGAAGAAGGACAACGAGGAUGAGGUGGAGCAACUGAACGCUGUCAUUGAGAAACUCCAGCAGGAGCUGUCGCACAUCGAGGCUCGAGACGAUCAUGAGGAGAUGAAGCAGAGGAUGGAGGAGCUGACCAGCGAAUCGAAUACCCUACGCCUUCAAUAUGAACAACUGCAGGAGGAGACGAGAGAUCAUGAGGAGAUGAGGAAGAAGAUGGAGGAGCUGACCAGCGAAUCGAAUACCCUACGCCUUCAAUAUGAACAACUGCAGGAGGAGACGAGAGAUCAUGAGGAGAUGAGGAAGAAGAUGGAGGAGCUGACCAGCGAAUCGAAUACCCUACGCCUUCAGUAUAAACAACUGCAGGAGGAGACGAGAGAUCAUGAGGAGAUGAAGCAGAGGAUGGAGGAGAUGAAGAUUGAAUGUAACUCUCUAAACCUCCAAUAUAAACAACUUCAGGAGGAGACGAAACAUCAUGAGGAGAUGAAGCAGAGGAUGGAGGAGCUGACAACUGAAUCCAAUACACUACGCCUACAAUAUGAGCAACUGCAGGCAGAGACGAGGGAUCAAGAGCAGAUGAAGCUGAAGAUGGAGGAACUGACCAAUGAAUCCAAUACACUACAACUCCAAAAUGAACAACUGCAGGGAGUGACGAGAGAUCACGAGGAGAUGAAGAACAUGGAGGAGCUGACAACUGAAUGCAAUUCUCUGCGCCUCCAGUAUGAACAACUACAGGAAGAGACAAGAAAUUAUAAGGAGAUGAAGCAGAGGAUGGAGGAGCUGACCAAUGAAUCCAAUGCACUACGCCUACAAUAUGAGCAACUGCAGGCAAAGACGGGAGAUCAAGAGGAGAUGAAGCAGAAGAUGGAGGAACUGACCAAUGAAUCCAAUGCACUACGCCUGCAAUAUGAACAAUGGCAGGUGGAGAUGAGGGAUCACGAGGAGAUGAAGAAGAAGAUGGAGGAGCUGACAACGGAAUGCAAUUCUCUGCGCCUCCAAUAUGAACAACUUCAGGAGGAGACGAGAGAUCACAAGGAGAUGAAGAAGAAGAUAGAGGAGCUGACCAAUGAAUCAGAUACACUACGCCUACAAUACGAACAACUGCAGGAAGAGACCAGAGAUCAAGAGAACAUAAAACUGAAGAUGGAGGAGGUGACGACUGAAUGCAAUGCGCUACGCCUACAAUACGAACAGUUGCAGGAGGAGACGAGAGAUCCUGAGGAGAUGAGUAAGAAGAUGGAGGUGUCCAAUGAAUCCAAUUCACUACGCCUUCAAUAUGAACAACUGCAGGCGGAGAUGAAAGAUCAUGAGAAGAUGAAGGAAAAGAUGGAGGAGCUGACGAGCGAAUGCAACUCCUUACACCUCCAAUAUAAGCAGCUUCAGAUGGAGACGAGAGAUCAUGAGGAGAUGAAGCAGAAGAUGGAGGAGAUGACAAUUGAGCGAGACUCUCUGCGUCUCCAGUAUGAACACCUGCAUCAGGAGACUCUUCUGGAGCUGCAGGAGACACUCCGGGAGAAAACAGCAGCAUCUGUUGUGAUGCAGGCUCAGGUGCAGGCACUUGAGGAGAGCGCAGCCGCCAGGGUCGACAGUCUAAGCCGGCGGGUGGAGGAGCUGCAGGAGUGUGUGGAGGAGAAGGACCAGGAGCUCAGAGCCUGCAGGAUGAGGGUGGAACAAGCUCAAACUGAUGCCCACGGACUGUACGAUAAAGUGGCUCAGCUUGAGGAGAAUCUCAGGGAGAAAGUGGCUGCCGUUCUGGUCAGUCAAGCACAACUGGAAGCCGUUCAGACACAAACCAAAGAGCUCCAUGCUGAGGCCAUAGUGGGCCCCAGGACACAGCUGCAGGAGGGCCUCAGGAUGCAGAAGGACCUCAGGACGCAGGAGGGUCUCAGAACACAGGAGAGCUUCAAGACGCAGGAGAGCCUCACAUCGCAGACUGGAGCCUCCGGAGGGAAGGUGAACUUGCUAACGGAGAAACUGAAGGAGCUGGAGGAAGGCUUGAUUGUCAUGCAGAAGGACCAGGAGCUGCAGAAGGAGCUGUUGUGUAGCUCUGAGGAGGAGGUGAUGGAGUACGAGAGCAGGUUAUCUGUCAUGAUGGACCUGCUCAGCCAGAUGAGAACCAAAACCAGCGCUCUCAGACCACUACCGUCUCCUGAGCAGUCAGCUGAGGUCAGGCUGGAGCUGCAGGAGGUUAAAGGUGAAUCUGCGUCCACUGAAGUGGAUCACAGCAUCUCCAGACUCCAGGAGGAGAUAGAGAUGAAGGAGAGCAGGAUCGCUCAGCUCCAGGCGGCGCUCAGAGAGGCCUCAUCAGGUCCCAGUGGAGCCGCUGAGACCCCUAAACUGAUCCAGGAGCUGCAGGAGGUCAAAGGUCGCGCGGCCUCCACACAUCAGGAGCUGCAGGAGGUCAAAGGUCAGCUGGAGGAGGUCAAAGGUCAGAGCGCUCAUUUGGAGGAGCUGCUGCAGGACAGAGAGAUGAGUCUGGCUCUGCUGAAGGAUCAGCUAAACCGGGUCUCUCAGGAUGCAGAUCAGCCGAUGGCGGAGCUGCUGCAGGAGCUGAUGGAGGUCAGAGGUCAGGCCGCAGCAGCCAGCGAGGAUCUGAACUGCUGCAGGGAAAAGAUCAGUCAACUGCAAGAGGAGAUUCAGAUACGAGACGCCUCCAUCGCUGAACUCAGAGUCAAAGUUCAGGAGCUGCAGGAGAGUUCAGCCCAAUCCAGCGAGCGGCAGCAACCCAAAAACCCAGCAGAGGGAGAUGCAAAAGGCAGAGAGCAUCCUGGCACUGAUGUCAGAGAGCAUGCUGGGAUAGAUCUGCAGGAGCAUGCUGGAAUGGAUGUCAGAGAGCAUGCUGGGACUGAUGUGCAGGAGCAUGCUGGGAUGGAUCUUCAGGAGCAUGCUGGGAUUGAUCUGCAGGAGCAUGCUGGAAUGGAUCUUCAGGAGCAUAUCUGUGGUUUGCAGCAGAAGAUCCAGCAGAUGCAGGAGCUCCACGCUGCAGAGAUCAUGGACAUGGAGACCAGACACAUCUCAGAGAGCGAGAGUCUGCGGCGGGAGAACCAGCAGCUGGAGGACGAGUGCCGCGCGCUCAGAGACGCCAUACACACACUCACACACACACAGGGUCCAGCGGUGCGGUCAGAGCGUCCUGCAGUCUCUCCGUUUAAAGACGGAUACACCAGUGACAGUAGUUCAGACUGGAGUCAGCGCACUGGUCUAGAUCACACACACCUGCAGCAGGAGAUGCGCAGCACACCUGAAGGAGCGCGGCGAGACGCGGAGCCGGACGUCCUGCCUGACAGGAUCAAGAAUCUGCUGCGUGAGGUGCAUCAGGAGGGCAUGCAGGUGCUGUCGCUGUCUGAGCUGCCCCUCGGUGAAGCAGAGCGAGACACACACACACAUGCGCACACACACACCUGGAGUGCAGAGAGAGAGAGGGACGCGUUCUGCAGCGCUGUGGAGACCCUCAAGAGCCUGAUCAGCAGACUGCAGAGCGACACACAGGCUGCUGGAGACUGGCGCUCAGAGCUGCUGUCAGUGGUCCAGCAGGUGUUUGUGCGUGAGCGAGAGCUGCUGAAGAGUGUGUUAUUCGCUCAUCUGGAGCGUCUGGACUCUGCUGAUGCGCUCAUUCACCUCAGCCAGCUGGAGAGAGCGCUAGCGGAGCAGGACGUGCGGCACAGAGAGGCCAUGGGGGUUUUGUGCUCUGCGGACAGAAGCAGCCUGUGCUCCGAGAUCCAGCAGCUCCGAGAUCAGCUGCACACACUCACAUCUGAACACACACACGCCAGUGGAAUGCUGAGCUCUGAUAGGCUGGAGGAGAAGCUGCUGAGCUCUGAUAGGCUGGAGGAGAAGCUGCUGAGCUCUGAUAGGCUGGAGGAGAUGAAGACUGAACUGAACCACACUAAACUAGAGCUGGAGAGCGCUCUGAACACACAACACACACACCUGAGGGAGCUCGACACACUCAGGUCGGAGGUGUCCCGGCGGGUCAGUGAAGUGGACACACUGACGGACAGGCUGGCGGAGGAGCAGAAGAGAGGCCGAGAGCUGCAGUGGGCACUGGAGAAGCAGAAACACCGGCUGGACAGGAAGGAGGAGGCCGACAGAGAGGAAGUGGAGGAGCUCAGACUGGCUCUAGAGGAGCAACGCAGCCGUGUGUCCGAACUCUCCAUCUCUCUGGAGCAGCAGAAGCAGAUCUCAGAUCAGCAGAGAGAAGUACAGCACAGCGACGUCUCUGAGCUGCAGGUUCAGUUAGACGCUCAGAGAGCUCGAUGCACAGAGCUCAGCGGUGCUCUAGAGAAGGAGAAACAGCUCAACACACAGCUGAUCCAGCGCUUCCAGAGCGGCUCCACAACACACACACUGCCUUCUGGGACGCAGAACAUAUUCCUGGAAGCCGAAGCCACCUGCAGCCAGGUGGAGGCCGGAGUUGAGUCAGUGGAGUCUCUGCUGCAGAUGCUGCAGUCUCAGCUGAUGGAGAAGCAGACGCAGGUGGUGCAGAUGAUGGAGGAGAUGGAGAAACAGCAGCUGGAGGCGCUGCAGCACAGAAGACAGAGCCAGGAGGAGAGAUCUGCCCUCGCCCGCACUGCAGCGGAGCACCAGAGCGCCCUGCAGACGGCCUGCGAGAGCCUGAGAGAGAUGCAGAGUCAGCUGCAGGCGGAGAGAGAGAACAGCAGGAGGAUGGAGACGGAGAGAGAGAAACUGCAGGAGAUGCUCAUACUGCUGGAGGACAGACUGCACAGUCACACCGCUGUAAAACACGACGGACAGCCGGCGGAUCGAACCCGUGACUGGGUGUUGCAGCAGGAGCCGGCGGACGCUCUGAAUCUGCAGUCCACACGUGUGCGGGAGACCAGCGCGGACCCCAAACACACGGAGAAAAGCUCUGACCCCAAAACAUGGACAACACUCAGCAGACUGCAGCUCAUCGCAGCCAAGAUCAACAGCCUGACCAGCCAGAGCACACACAGGUUACCUGGAGAAGGGCCGGACCAGGACAGUCUGGUGUGGCUCCACAGUAAUGUACAGGAUGUGAUGUCACUGUUGCAGCAUAUCCCAUCAGCCCCUUCUGCCCUUCCAGAGAGUGCGUCUCUGCUGUCGGCGGGCUCCUGCUCGCUCCUGAAUGAGCGUUUGCUCCGUCAGAACGCAGAGCUCACAGGAUUCGUCAGUCGACUGACAGAAGAGAAGAACGAGCUGCGCAACCAGAUCCUGAAGCUGGAGGAUGAGCUGCGCAGAUACAGACAGAACAGGGACAACACACACACCGCGUGGAGCAGGUCUGCUGUGGGCCGUCAGGAUCUCCUCGUGUCCUCCAGCGAGCGCGAGUCCUGGGCUCAGGAGAGGAUCAGUCUGCAGAAGUCUCUCCGUCAGACUGAAGCGGAGCUGAACCGUGUGAGAUCAGAGCUGCGCAGCGACACACUGAGAGAUCUGAGCUCCGCUGAUCUGGAAAACACUGCACUGAAGAGGAUGUAUGGGAAAUACCUGCGCGCCGAGAGCUUCCGCAAGGCUCUGAUCUACCAGAAGAAGUACCUGCUGCUGCUGCUGGGGGGCUUCCAGGAGUGUGAGGACGCCACACUGACACUCAUCAGCCACAUGGGGGCGCUGCCGGGACACUGCAGCCCACACACACUGCAGCGCAGGGGGAUCACACGCUUCAGAUCCGCUGCACGCGUCUCCAUCGCACUGUCCAGGAUGAGGUUUCUGGUGAAGCGCUGGCAGCGAGCGUCAGGAGGAAACACAACACCGCAGAUCCUCAGCAGAAACGGCCUCGCUCACGGCACAGGUGCUGAUGUGAGGAACGAGUCUUCUUUUCUGAGUCCCGCUGCUGUCGAGUUGUUCAGAGACAGAAGAGCCACAAGCCGCGGCCGCACGGGACGAGAGUCUCCGAGAUCUGCAGCCUCCGUCCAGCACAGAUUUGUCAGUGUGCCCGCUGAGGCUGGAGGUUUGCCGUGUUCACACCUGCAGAACUACGACCCGGACCGAGCGCUGACCGACUACAUCAGCCGUCUGGAGGCCCUGCAGAGGAGACUGGGCAGCGUACAGUCGGGCUCCUCCUCGUACGCUCACUUUGGCGUCAGAAGAUAAAGCUCCUCAUCUCCAUCAAGCUGUCUUGAAGAAACUGGUUGCCUUCUCGUGCUGAGCUGCUGUGCUUUUCUAUUGUCGCACUAUAGACCUUCACACCCGUGGGACCAAAAACACGCUUCUCUUUCUUUAGUUUAUUUUCAGUUGUGUAUCCUCUUAUAAUCCAGCUUUGCGUUGGCGCAGAUGACUCCGCUUCAGCGUCUGUACAUGAGUUCUAUCUUAUUUGUUGUUAAUGGAAAUCAAUCAAGCUGUUACUGUAUAUUUGUGGAAUGCUAAUUUAAGUUGAUUAAUUUAAGAAGCGUUGGUGACGGAGAACCGAACGGCUGCUAUCUGACUCUGGAUAACACCGAUGCUGCUGCGCGACACUAGCGUUAGCGACACGCGUGUGCUUUCAGACUCAACACACUGUGUUUUACUGCUCGCUCGCGUCAGAGGACAUUUGUAGACAUAUUUUUGUAAAGGUAGGAGCUUCGGAUUUUAUGGGUAUUUUGUCAAAACUGAAAUAAAGAUUAAUAUAAUAUUUAAAA
This is a messenger RNA of Danio aesculapii, 11870 nucleotides long. It is a transcript of the gene akap9, whose product is annotated as A kinase (PRKA) anchor protein 9. Gene Ontology annotation, molecular function: molecular adaptor activity. Gene Ontology annotation, biological process: signal transduction. The record is from RefSeq and is a predicted model, not a curated record. Lineage: Eukaryota; Metazoa; Chordata; Actinopteri; Cypriniformes; Danionidae.